UCCUGCUCCAUUCCUCUCUUUUUUUUUUCAACAGGACACUAGGUUUCCCAGGCAACUAGGGCUCCAAUCACCCCGGCCAGCUGCAGAUUAGUUCAGCGGUGGGGGGUUGUGGUGGUCGGAAAGGAGGGGGUGAUGAUGGAAAAUGGAGAGGGAGGAGAGAGAGAGAGAGAGAGAAGGAAGGAGGGGGGUGGGAAAAGUUUGAGAAGGGGAGAGAGGAAGGAGAAAGAGCCGCUAGCGUCAGUGAGAGAUAGGAGUCCGAAUGAGUGAGUGAGUGAGUGUGUUUGGGAGCGGAGAAAGACUUGUAAACACUUUAGCCCCCGAGGCUGGACUGCAGGAGGGAUCCCCCCUGACACUGUGUCCUUUUUUUUCAAACUUUCUUUUGGUGCGCCGGUGGAGCUGCGUCUUUCUCUGUGUGGGAGGUACAGGCAGGGGCUAUGCAAAGUGAGAGAAGUUGGAGGCAGGGGUAGGAGAGUGCAAACCGGGGAAGGGAAAGAGAGAGAGAGGGGGGUAGAAGAAGAAGAAGAAGAAGAAGAACUAGCCUGAAGGAAAGAUAUCAUGCAAGUGGAUGCUGUCUUCUGCAGGAUCAGGUUUCACAAAAUGAGAAACUACUCCAGGAGCACAUCAUCAGGGCUCACCAAGCUCAGAGAGGUAACCAAAAAUGAGAUUUCCUUUUAUGCAGCUUUGUGAAAACACAGUGAUUUAUUUGAUAUAGUUUCUAACCAUUCAAAAGACUCAAACACCUAAACCAAAGUCAUUCGUUUUAGGUGUUCUCAUUGAUAUGGAUCUACUGAGUUUUCUAACAUGUUGUCUUAGUGUGAAUGUACUUGCAGAGUGUCUGUGUCUUCCUUGUUUGAAGUAAUGUGGACAUGGAUGUGGUUUUCUCUCUGUUUAUUUAAGCCGUAUUUCAUUGUGGACUGCUGUGGCUCCAGUUAAAGUAUGUCUAAGUGUUGCUCAAGUAGCCGGUCUCAAACUGUCUGCACCAAGUCCAUUACUGCUGCCCACAAGAGACUCACUGAUCUGAACACACGUGAGCACACACACACAGAGACACAAACAUACACACACUGAAUGGCUGUCAGCUCUCAUCUACUUACUAAAUGAAAACAAAAUAAAGAUGGACGGUUUGGUGACCAUUUAGAUUACAGUUGAACCCUCGCAUUCCAGAGCAGCUUUUUAAAGGGAGAGAGAAAGAGAGGCGAGAGACGUGAGAUGAGCUUUCUUCACAGUGAACAAAGGCACCUCUUCACGCAGAGGUCCAGGGCUUGUAUUGUUGUGAGCUGACAGGCAACGGGGGGAAACCUCCAGAGGGGGGACAGAUGAGUGGAGACUCAGGUGGCUCUAAAAAGUGAACUUUGCAAAGAUUGGGAACAGGAAUUUGUUUGCAGUUUCAUAACCGUGUAGUACAGAGACUCUGCAUGUGAGGUCUUCAGUGUCUGAGCAAACAAAGUGGAAGAGUAGUGGAGGUAUCCCAUAAUUUCGAUAAAAGACGGUUUUGUUUCCAACAUCUUGACAGAAUCACAAACAAACAGGAAAUGGUGAAUUUUAGAUGAGUGGAAGAUGCAGUUUGUUUGAACCCCUCGCCCCACAGAAAUGACCACUUACUGCCAAUUUGAGUUCAUCUUUGAUCAUAACCAAGAGAAAAAAUGAUGACGCUUGAAUAGGGAAAUGAUUCAUAUCCUUCACUGACUGGUGUGCACACCAUGUGGAGUAAUUUUGAAAACAAUCAACAUUUGUUUGGAUUUUUCUGCAGAAUUCAGCCUCAAGGCCAACAAAACAUCUGGAAUACAGUCACUGUCUCAUGAAAUAUUUUUAUGAAAUCUUCUGUUUAUUAAGGGAUUGCUUACUUUCUACCACCAAGUGGCAAUUGUGUGAACUGCAGAAAAUAGUAAGCAACUUGAAAUAAGAAAUAAGUGGUUUUUACCGUAAACAGCAGGAGUUUUUCCCAACUCAGUUAAUGUGCAAACCUCAUUAGUUGCUCUUUUAGUAUACACAGAUCAAGAAAUGUCUGUUGCAUGACUGAACCCAAACAAACAUGUUGGACUUGGUGUGUUUGCUUGUGCUAUUCACGUGAAAUGUACCUAUAGAAACAAACAAUUUCACAAAUGCAGUACUAUUAAGGUCCUUACACACCGGGAACAAUGCAAAUAUACGACGCGAAAUUACAAAAUAUUCUGAGGCGAAUUUUGACGCUCCUGACGAUACACAUCAUGCGCAAUGCGAUUUUGCGACUUUCCCAGGUAGAAGCGAGAAGACUGAGACAACAGCAGACUGACUGUUUUUCAGUUCUGAUUAGACUCUAGUGCUGAGAUGUCUGUCUGUCAUGAUAGCAUGUACUGAGUCGGAGCCAGUACUAGAUAAGCACAUUAAACUAUAAUCCAUAAAUGUAAGGUAACAACCGAGACUUAAUGGUGCUGUAAAAGGAACGUCAUUGAGUUUGAGACAGUGAAAAUACAUAUGGUAUGUUGUAUCUGAACAGGUUAGCUUACGAGCUAAAGUUACUUAGCACAGAUGAAAGUUAAAACAAAGACGUUUAGCAAACUGUUAAAGCACACAAACCAUCAUCAUAUGAGAAAUCCGAUGCUGUGACUCUCCACAAGGUUGUCCUUCAGGUUGUUAUCUUUGUAAUAUUUGUGUUUUUUAUCAAAAAGUACUCUGAUCUCUGACACGUAAACAAUCAGCCAGUCGGCCAUGUUGGAUAUACCAGUGAAUCUGACGUUGCAACAAAACGAAAUCUGAUUGGUCAGAAGUGGACACACAGUAUGUGAAACUUUAGAAAAUUAGACUGUGAUCCAAAAAAUUAAAUGCUGCAAUAUCGUAGGACGGGAAAACGUCGCUGAUGUGAACGCUUGUAUUGACAGGAUACGGGUUCGAAAAGAAAUAUUGACAUGUCCGAAAUAAUCGCAUGAAAAAAACGGUCCUGGUGUGAAAGGACCUUUAGAGUUCCAAUACCAUAAAUACCUACCCACCCACCCCCCCCCCCCCCCACCCCCCCCAAUCCUCAACCUAAAAAAUAAGUACUAUCAGUUGCAUCCAAGACAAAUUUCUCCCAAGGUCUUGAGCUUGAUUUUUCUUGAAUUUUUUUAUUGUACUGAACAAAGAUGUACAAAAAAUGAUAGCACACAUCUGGGUAUUAGAUUUGCUAUGUUGGUCUGUGUAUGGAGACUUCUUGGAUUUAAGUCGAAUGCUGCUCUGUUACAUGCCACACCACAGCACAACAACAGGAAUGUCCUCUGUGUCGUAUAUGCGGUGACCCCUUAGAGAUGGUUAUCAAUCAGCUCACGUAAUCCAUCUCUGCAGCCUGUUUAGGUCUUUAAGUUCAACUCACUUGGCAAUAAUUAAACCCAAAACAGAGAUCUUUUAAACUGAAACAUUUGAUAAAACGUGUUUUACUGUGAUAGUAGCUGAGAAAUGGAGCUUUAUUUACUGUGUUAUUUUCAGACUGGCAUAAAUGACCAGCUUCAGAGGGUUAUUAGGAGUUUUACUGACCAGAUAUCAACAUUCCUCUGCUCUCCUGUUUCUGCCCGUCCUCAGGUUGUAUUUGCUCAAUUGGGUAAGGUUGAGAGUUUAUUGAAUUGAGGCUGGCUGACUCUCCGGCGCUGUGAAGGGAGGGUUUAUAGAGCUGGAGAUAAAGAGACAGGGCCUGUCUGUCUGCAAGUCAGCAAGGUUGUAAUAAGCAGGCUGGUGUGGAGCCAUUGUGUGAGUGUUUGAGCGUGUGUGAGUGUGUGAGCGUGUGUGUGUGUCUUACAAGAGUUACUAUCACACACACAUAAUGGUCUGUCAGUUUGGGUCAGUUGUUUACAUUCUGAGUUAGGGGCAGAAGCGAGAUGUCUGUGUGGCAGAAGAGAGGGUAUGUGUGACCUUUGGUGCAUCACUCAGGAUAUUCUCACACUCAGUCAUCCCAUCUGUGUGAUUCAUUUUACCCUCAGACACACACUCAUCUCCUCAUCAGGGCACCUUCUUGUCUUGUUUAAUAUUUUCCUCUAUUUUUUCCUCUUUUUUCUCUCUUUUUAAACUAAAUUUUAGUCUUACUCACACUCAUGGCAUUCCCUCUUCUAUCUUUUCACUGUCUCUGACUCAUUUUCUUGCACACUCACAAACAAAACCUGCAACACAUGCAAAACAUGAGGUCCUGUAUCGACUCAGUGGAGAAUAUUUUUGUUAGUAUGCAUGCUUCGUCAGGGGAGGGAAAUCAAAGUCCUGAAAACUUCAACAGCAGAUGUUUGGUAUCGUGACAAGGCUGUCGUCUCUUACAACUGAAUCAGCUUGAUUCCUUUUGUUUUUUGGAAAGCUUGCUAAACCGAAGGAAUCAGUCUCGAUAAUUGGUAUGAGUCACAAGAGAGCGCAGACUCAUGCAGGAAAACAGAGUUUAACUCCACAUUGACUGACUGUAUGGGUUUGAUUUGCAGAAAAGUUAACCCUUAACAUGUUUGAUUUCCAUGAACCUGUACAAAGCAUUUCUGGGUACAUUUGUUGAAGCGUGCUGUUCACAGAGUUUUAUGUGCAUGAAUAUAGAAGUCAGCAUACCUAAGAGGUAUUUUUAUGAAAAUCUAAGAGACUUUGCAUGGUUGUACUAAAGCAGAAAGCAUAUCUUUCAGUAGCCGUGUUUACAUGUGCAAAAUUUCUUGAUCCGGUUAAAAAUUUGAGGGAUCGGAUAAUCUGAAUCCACUGUUAUGGGUGCAAAAUCAAAUAAUCUGAUCAUGGCGUUUGUACACAUGCACAAAGUUUUAUUCAGAUAAGAAACAUUUGGACAUGCGCAGAGUUGGCUAAUUUUUACUAAAACAACCACAGAAGAAGAGUUGUAUUUACGCCUGUGCUGUCAACAAACCAACAAAUGCGGUAGUGGCUCACUCCAUCCAAUUCAGGAGUUUUCCCCUUGUUAAAUGUUGUCACUAGAUGGCGCCCUUGCAUAUUUAUUUUACUGUUCUGUCAAACGUUGUUCAGUGCGUGCAGAUGUGACAUCAUUACGCUUUAUGUACCCCUUGCUAUGUUCCCAGAGGCCAUAUUUAUUUUGUAGGAUAGUAGGGGAAAGUCCCGCCUCCUUCGCCUCUGAUUGGCUACUGGCUGUUGGCUCUGUACAUCAAACAGAACAACAGAACAUUACAGAACAUUAUCGCACUCCUGAAUCUCCUUACUUUACCCUAACCCUAACCCUAAUCCUAACCCUAACCCUAACCCUGGCCUCAAUGAGUAAGCCAAAGGCUAAAGAGUGAAGACCGAGUCAGAUAAGAGAGUCAAGAUCGGAAUAAGUGUUUACAUGGACGUGUUUCAGAAUAACGAUCGGCAUAAACCACCCCUCUAGAUUGGAAUACAAUUUCUUCCCGAUUGAGUCGAAUUGGAUCAGAAUCUUCCAAUCGACAUGUUUACAUGAUGCAUCUUUAUUCUGAUCUGGCAUUUAUUCUGAUUAUUUGUGCCCAUGUAAACGCAGCUACUGUGCUGAUUUCAAGACUUCAUGUUUUGUCAUGUGUUUCGUCUCUGUGAGUGUGUGUAGUUUUGGUUCCAUUGCACUUGUAUAACAGUGGAGGACCAGUGACCAAAAAGGGAGCAUUUUUAUUGGUCCCCUGAUGUUCAUUCUUUUCAUUAUUCAUUCAUUUUCUUCUGCUUGUCUCGGGUCAGCCACAGUGGCAGCAGUCUGGGCAAGUCAACCCAGACAUCCUUGUUUCAGCUCCUCUUUGGGGAUCCCAGGCUAGAUGGGAUAUUUGAUCCCUCUAAAGAGCUUUGGGUCUACCCAAGGGUCUCCUUCUAGUUGGAUGCACCCAGAGGUGCUCAGGAGGCACCUCAGCAGUUUUUUUAAUAUGUGAAGGAGCAAUGACUCUACUUCCUUCUUUCUCAUGUAUUUCCUUGCAUCUGUAAAGCACUCUGAAUGGCCUUGUGUAUGAAUGGUGCUAUACAAAUAAACUUGCCUUGCCUUGCCUAGAGGAAACUGGGGGGUUGGUUUUAGCUAUUUGUACCACAGUCUCAAUGGUUCAUAGCUAUGGGUGAGAGUUGGAGCAGAGGUCAUCAGGUGAAUCUUAAGUUUGCAUUCAGACUCAGGUCCUAUUUACUGUGAUGAUCUGGCAUUGUGUGGCGUGACUUGUGAAGUCCUUCUGUGGCUCUGGUCCAAUGAUUUGUCUCCUUUUUUGCUGACAAAUUGUAUGGCGACUAUCCAAAACAGAGGCUGAAUAGGGGAAAAUGAUACCUUACCCGACGUGCUGGCUGUAUAAACUUCAAAAAACGGGCAGUAUCUUCUUUUGUAGUUUUAUUAUGCAAAAAAGACGAAGCACUUACAUGAAAACAAAAAGAAAGGCAGUCGUUCAAUAUCAGGCGAAACAUAAGCGAAGAAAGUAGGACCCAUUCACCUCCUUUCCAUUCAUCCACAAAACCUGCCAGGUGGACAGCUGGCUUCAAUACUACUGGUGCUGACGUUCUACCUCCACCCCCACCACGUGACUCUCAUCCCCCUUUAUAACAAAAGUCAUGGCUACCACAAAGAACUGGCAUCUACAGGCACAAUACCUGCACCAAUGCUGGUUCAGUCCCAUUCCGCCUGUCAUUAUGGAUCCUAAGAUACUUGAAAACCUCCACUUGGGGAAAAACAAAAACAAAUCCUCACUCAGAGAGCAAUCCAUUCUUUUCAGACUUUUCUCAUUUUAACCGGACCAAAGAUGACAGACAUGUGUCUGGGUGUUUCAUUUGGAAACACGUUAAAAUGAUUAGAAAUUUACCUUCAAAACUGAGAGGUCCUAAAAGAAUUUUAUACUGGAACUAGAUGUGGGAGUUUGUUUAAGCUUUUAUGCCUUCAUUCAUACGUCUGAUAGUGCAGUAAACAGAGUAGGGAACUGGGAAAGACAUUGUGGGUUGAAAUACAGUGAAGGAUUUAGGGUCAAAAUUGAACCGGCCUCUUUCUCACACGGGGUAUACGGCCUAACUGCUGAGCUAAGCAACGCCUGUGGAUCAAAUUUUAUACACUUUUGUCUAGAAUCUACGUUUUUUACAGAAAAGAAAAAGACUAACAGUCCCGAGUAUCUGAGUUAAAAAUGUGUUAUUGUGAGUCAGUGUAUCUCGUGUGACAUCUGUCUUCUCUAUUCUUCUCUGCUCAGUAACGUGACAGCAGGGCUUUAGGAGGUUACAACCCCCCCUCUUCACCCCUCCUCUUACAGGAACUGGCUUUGGACGGGCACUCUGCAGGUUGGCCUGCAACUUUAAGACCCCGCCGGGUCAAUCUCCUGCCGCCCCAGAGCUGCUGUUGUUACCAUAGCGACGCGCUCAGAAAGAAUGUGUCCUGUGGUGAUGGUGAAAGAAUCCCUCUUGUUUUAAAGUUAUGGUGAUGUGGGGAAUUGUCUGUGUUGAUAGUAGAUGGCCGUGGAUUUAAGUCAUGAUUGAAAACAAGCCUCUCCCCCUCCUCACUCUCACACACACAGAUGCACGGAUAAUACAUACCAUCUUAGACCCCUGCAACCCUGUCCUUGUAGGAGUCAAACUAACACAUGAACAUACAUAUGCAUGAGGAAUGAAAACCAUCACACUGGAUGAUGGAGUUAUCUGGCAGAUGGUUAUAAUUUUUUUUAUUAAGAUCAGUCUUUGACCCUGAUACACACACGCAUAUUUAUGCACAAUUCUUCUCCCACUAUCUGCCGCUUGCAAGCUGUUGCUCUGUCUGGCAGUUUUUCUGCUUUGUGCCUGAGCUGAAAUAUACGGUGGCCCUGAUGUGCAAAACACAACAGCAAAACAGAAAACACAACACAAAAAUAGAAAACAUCACGGCAAAUCAGAAAACACAACACAAAAGGAGAAAACACGAAUCAAAAAUAGAAAACACAACACAAAAAAAAUAGAAAACAUAACACAAAGAGGGAAAAAAGGCAAAUCAGAAAACACAACACAAAAAGUGAAAAAAAAACACAAAAAGAGAAAACAAAACAAAAAUAGAAAACACAACGGAAAAACAGCAAAAACAUAAUACAAAAAGAAAAAAAAGGCAAAUCCGAAAAAAGACAGAAAAAGAAUAAAACAAAACACAAAAACAAAACACAACAGCAAAUAAGAAAACAAAAACAGAACAGAAAAUACUACACAAAAUGAGAAAACAAUGGUUAAUGUUGUUGUGUUUUCUCCGAUUUGCUGUUGUGUUUUCUCUUAUUGUGUUAUGUUUUCUGUUUUGUUAUUGUUUUCUCUUUUUGUGUUUUGCUUUCUAAUUUGCCGUUAUGUUUUCUCUUCUGUUGUCUUGUUUUCUUAUUUGCUGUUGUGUAUUCUCUUUUUUGUUGUGUUUUCCCUUUUGUUGUUGUGUUUUCUCUUAUUGUGUUGUGUUUUCUGAUUUGCCAUUGCGUUUUGCACCUCAGGGCCUCCAUAGAAAAGAUCUUGAGUCUUGACUUCAGUUUUUGUCCUGCUGUAUUGUUCACACAGACUACACUUCAGGUUAUUUAAGUAGGGGUUAUUCUGUAAAGAGUUGUGAAGAUUAGGCUGCUAUAAUUUAAUAGCAGGGUGCGAGAUGUGGGCUCGGAGUAAACUGAUUCUGAUGAAGCCCAGAGUUUCCAUCUUGGUUUUGCUUUGUGAUUUGUGCCCAUUUGGAGCGUGCUGCAUUGGCAUUGACCCCGAGCAAACACGUGCAGGCGGACUCAAACACAGACAUGGAAAUAAAAACCAGGACAAGCACAGACACAUGGACACAAAGACAUGGCCACACACAUACUGCAACAUCCAAAGACAUUCUGUCCAUGGAACUGAACAUGCAUUUACCAUUUCCUUCACAUCCCGUCCUUGGAAAAAGAACCUGUAUGCCGUCUGUGUCCAUCUGUAUCCCAAGUACGAACUCAAAGUGGCCUCACAGUUCAGUGAAUAAGGCGUGGGUUGCCUUGUUAUAAUGUGGAAGGUCACUCCAUGUUUUGUUAGUUUCAUCAUGUGUAACUUGUGUGCAAUUGUCGAGAUGGAAAACCUGAAAGAGCAGUGACCUACAAAUAGUUGAAGGAGUUUCAGUCGACUUCUCUUCUGUUUCCUUCUCUUUUCUUCAGCAACGGCUGAGAAUGAGAAGAAUUUUGUUUACCUGUUAAUUAAGAGAUCCACUCUAUAAUGAGAAUUAAAACAACGUCUGGAGGUUCAACCAAGUGUAACAACUUAAUGAGUAGAUAGUGCAGACUCAGAGGAGCUUUGAUCACACCAAAUCAUAUCUAAACACCGUCUUGUUAAGUUUCAGAGAAGGGAAAGCAGUAGUUAUGUCAUUGUCUGUCUCCAGUGUAAUGAUGCUUACAAUCAUAUCUCGCUUUCUCACACGGCUAUAUAAAGUCAGAUUGUUCCUGCAGCUCUGGUUGAUGUAAAUCUAUAUCAGAAGAAUUGGAAUAAAAAAAGACUGAUGAUGGAAAAGCUAAGAUAGAAUAAAAAUCUAAACAAUUUUUGACUAAGCUCUUUUGUUGUUAAAGCCGAAAGCAAUAAAAGAGCUUAAAAAGUAGUUCAACAACUCUUGUUAUUCUGGUUUAGACGAGCAUGGGUUCAACACAGACAUCUCCAGCAUGCAUAGCCUUUCCACUUAUGUCCCUCAAGUAUUUCUCUGCCUUAAAUUCUACCUACAAAGCAUAACAGACGUAUGUAUAGUACAGCUUGUCCUUUAGUUAUAGGUUUGGCUUACUUCAGGGUUUGACAACCUCGUAGAUUCACUAAGUUUUUUCGUUCACUGGCGGUCUUGGCCGGGGGCCACAGUUGUCGGUCACGGGGUGUGUGGAGGUCAAAAUAGUCAACCCUGACUCUGACUCGGGAGUUUACACUCCGGAAGAGCACUUUCCCAAGCUCUCGCCUUGCUCUGCUCUCUUGAGGAUUGGCGGGUGAAUUAUAAAAAAAUCUGUUUUUAUACAGGCGUGCAGAGGAGCCGAGGAGCGGGGAUAGGAUGGGGGGGAGCUCUGGUGGGAAUUCUCAGGCAGAUCCCUCAAAAAGUGAAGAAGGGAGAAAACAGGAAGGAGAAGGAAAGAAGAGGACUUUGGCAUCGCAGCUCAGCUCGGCUCAGAGACCGCGGCUUGGAGGAGAAAUUUGAUCCAGGGCUGGAGAAUAAUGUUAGUUUCUGAAGCAGCCAGGUUAUUGUUAAAAGGAUCUGUAGGUCUCCUCAGUGCUGCACGUUUACUGCGGCUGAUCUGGUUUUAAAGAGGGAAGGUUUUACCAUUAGGCUUUAAAAUCCCACAUUGUGUGUCAGCACAAUGUAACAUCAGAUAGCUAUAAAUACUGCUCUCUGCAGGCUGUCUUUAUUCCCUGUGAAUAUUAUGUGACACUUCCUCAUGUGUCUGUAAAAUCCAGGCCCUUUGGGUUAAUGCUAACAGCAGAGACAGGUAUUGUAUGAAGUGUAAGACAUGCCGUGUCUGUCUCCUGUGUCUGAGAGUACAGCUGUGAUUGAAGACGACAGAGGGUAUACCUGUCUAUCACCUUUAUAAACCUCACUCUUUGAGUUUCAUCACCGCCUGCCAAAAAAAAACUGAGCUCAUUUCCAGGAAGAGCUCUAUGGUGUCUUUUGUUUGGCGAGCUUUCCUGUCGGCAGCAUAACUUACACUGUCAGUGGUAAUUCAUGCUUGCUGCAACCACAGCGCGCUAACCACAGGUGCAUUUACUCCAAGGUAUUAUGUUUUAAUACAGGAUGAGGCCAUGAUGUACUCUAAUUCAUGUUUGGAAAGAAGGCAGAAAAAUACAGAAAUAUUCAAAGGAUAGCAGGCUGUAAACGUUUGAAAUUAACUUUUGUCCAAAAUGAGUCAAGAGAUAUUUUCAAUUUAGGGUCUUAUUUGAGCAAAUGACUCGUGGAGUCUUUGCUCUGCCAAGUGAUGGUGUUAAUGAAAAUUUUCAUAUUCUAUGCCUUUUAACAGCAGUCAUGGUAUUUUAUUUGCAGACAAGAUGGGUAAACUUUAAAAAAAAAUGUCUAACUUUGUCGGAAAGCUUUGUUGCUCCCACAUCUAUCAACACUAGAAAAAAAAUGAAUUGUAGGAAAACUUUCAAUCUUGAGAAAAGGUAAAAACAAAUCCUACAUUUAUUCUGAUCAGCAGUUCAGUGCAGCAGGUAUUUUUAUGACACAAAAACAUUUAAAAAAAACAAAAAAACUAUGAAAACGAGGUGAAAAGUGGAAGUUUUUUACGUUUGUUUAACGUCCAUUUGUCUAAGUUUGAGGGGAAACGUAAAAUCCCUCUCUCACAAGACUCAUCACACCUUCAUCCAUAUUUUAACCACAGUUUUCAAGUCUAAUGUUGUACAUACUCUGUAGAGCAGCUAAAGUAAUUGUAUUGUGGUGCUUCACACUGACUAAUCUAAGUUUAAAAGAGGGAAAUGAAAGGUGACCAUAUUCUGACUUCCCAAAAAGAGGACACGACCACAUGGAGGCGGAGUCAUGGAGUCACACAAAGUUAAUUAUGAUAGUUUUUCGGGUCAGAUCGAGUGUCUUUUACGUGCUUCUAACUCAGUAAGUCCAUAUGACACAAAAUAUAAAAUUGCGUACAAAACUGCAGACAUUUGAGGGAUUUUAAGGAAACAAUAAACAACACAAAACUGCAGUAAGAUGAUAAAACGCAUCAUAACUAUAAAAGGACCAGACUUCGUUAUCUUCAUUGAGUACAUGUAGUGGGUUCAGUAAAAGACUUGUCACUACACCUUGGGUAGUGAUAAGUCUUCCGGUCUUCAGCAUUCAGACUUGACGUCAAGGUUCAACUCUGAAAUCUCAUCCAGUGCUCACAGGGUUUGGGGUUCAGUUGGAAUAAGUGGUGAACAGUAAGAUGCUGUCGCAGUUAGGGGCCGCUGUCUUGGUUCUUGCCCUGGUCUUGUGGUCACAGAUAAAGCCCUCAUGUACUUUUAAAAAGUUAACGAUGUUGUUGCCAAGUGAAAAGCUCUAAAAGUACGAUAAUGUGUGGAGAAAUUUUAAGCCCUAUUUACUUUCUCACUCUUGGACCCCUUGUCCAUUUCCUUAAAUUUUGCGUGACUUAUGGAUUAUCUUCCUUGGAAAGUUAAUACAUUCCUAAAUCCUUCAUCGAAAAUAUGGUUUCAGAUACUUUGACAUGACCCAACAGGAACUUUCCUCUGAAGCACGCAAAGACCUCCAGCCCCACAGUCUCUUAGGAUGUUAGCUGCAUCUGGAGUAGUGCUUCAGCUCCAAAUGUACCAAAUGUGAGUCUGUGUAUUUCACAGAACCAGUGUUGGAUGGGGUUGAGAAGUUGAAAAGCAGGCCAUGGGAUGAGUUGGCAUUGGCACUGGUCUAUAUUGCCAGCAGUGUAAUUGGGAGCAGACUACGGAUGACUCAGGAGGAGCUCUGUUGAUGGGAGCUUUCUGAAUUUUGGGGAGGAGGGUCUGUGGGAGGGAGCUGAAGGACAGAUGCUGCAACUCCGCAAUGAGACGUAACGUGACACCCUUUCCCAGAUGGGGGGAUAGAGGGAGAUUUGUUUGCUCUGCCUCCAGGACGGAUUAAUACUCCUCCUUCACUUCAUCUCCCUUCUCAUUGGGAUGAUCCUUUUCUCUGGUGGAGAGACUUCCCAUCACUGAGCGAGCUAAGGCCUCUUUGUGUUUGUUGGCUGUAGGUAAAAAAACUCAGUUGACAUGAAGGAAUUUCUUUAUAAUCCUAUUUUCCACCAGGUCAGUCCAGUUUUUUUUUAACCUCUUCUCAAACCAACAGUAUCCAUAGCUCCCACUUCAAAUUUCUAUUUUGAGGAAAGCUUAUCACUUUGAAGACUUAAGUGCAUCAUUAGCUCGCAGGCCGCUCCAUUUGCAGUCAGCAGAACGUGGAAUGGAAACCACAAACUCCAAAGGAAAAAAAAGAGACCUUCCUCAUAAAAAGCCUGUGGUUAGACUCUUACAGGACGGUCAUUUAUAAGCUCUGACAGGUGGAACAAGUCAGUUGGACUUUUAGUGGGAUUUUGCUGAGUUUGUUCAUGAGUUUUCCUUCCGUUUGCUUCUCUUUUUGACCUUCUGGUUGUCAGCGCUGCGCCAUUUAUCAACAACACAAUUAAAGAAGCCUCUCAAGAAAACUCGCUGUCCUUACAACUUCAUUUCACUCGACACAGAGGUCGGCUUUGCUUCCUCUUCCCUUCAAGUCACAUCAUAUUUUCAUGUGAGAUAAUAGACUUAUCAUACUUUAGAAGCCUCCUAAACGGUGCUGCGUUGUGUCUCUUGGUUGUUUCUGUGCGCUAUAGUUACAUCCUUUGCGUCCGGUUGUAAUUACGGUUUGUUGACACAUUUUUUGAGGUAAUGUGGCCCAUUCCUGCGGCUCUCAGGGGGUUGCACUGUAGACACUCAGGCCGUCAGGAGUCUCAGUCAGAGAUGACAACCACAAUAACAAGAAAUGCUUUAUGUGUGGCGACUGCAAUACAACAAUGGUCUCUGGUGUUAUAUUUAGAGGAGAUUGAUAAGCAAAAAUACAUGCAGGGUAGAAAUUGAUUGUUUGUGGUCGCCCUUUGUCAGUUCCGGUCUGGUUCUUUGGCUAGCCUUGUUUCAAUGCUGUCUCAUGUCCAUCCUCUUCCAACAAUGGAGGGAGAAAUGGAAGGGGGCAAGAGGACAGCGAGGCAGGCUGACUGUCCGUGGUGGUUUGAAUGGACAGUGGGGACUGGGACUGUUUUUGCAUGCAUUCUCCGUUAUGCUUGUUUUGGCCUGACAUGCCAGAUUCUGGGAAGCAUCACAACUUCUUCAUAUCAUAAAAGACAAAUCCCGAUGAUGAACGGUCUUGUAGAAGAAGAUUACCUAGAGAAGCUAGCGGUCGGCAACAUUCAUCUCUCGAGGGGUUGUCUAACGUAGUGUUACGGUGUGUUUGACCCUAAAUUAAUUGUUGACGCCGGAAUAUCCCUUUACACUCAGUGCGUUUACAUUCACAGCUUAAUCGGACUGAGCUCAUACUUCGUUUUUUUUUUCGCAGAAUCAGACUUCUCUCCUUGUCCGUGUAUACUAGCCUGGCUGGGCCAUCCUGUUGCGUGAGUCACUUGACGUUCCUUCCCACAACAGUCUGGACUUCAGCCCAUAGGGAGCCCUGAAAGUGGGCGGAAGAACGUUCCUUAAUAGACACUUUACUGUAACCAAUCACCGUAACCAAACAUCUGACGUCAUCACAGUGCGCAACUGUGUUCCCUACUGGGCUCUCAACCGUCAAGUAAACGUUUGGUAAUAUUUCAACGUGUAUGAGCAAACAAUGUCUUUUACGUCUUCUUCUGAUAUAAAUCAAUAUAAACGAUUUCUGCCGACUUUGCAAAGUCAACUGCAGAAUUAACAGCGUUCUGAAUGAACGGCGCUUUGAAAAGUCCUGCAGCAUCUAUUAGACGUCACCACUACAAAUGGACCAAUCAGGGGCUGCCUUUCCCUGUUUUCCGGUUAACAGUGGAAACACGGUCUCUGAUUGGCCCGGUUAUUUUCUGAUCGGGCAUACACGCUCUCUAUGGGCCGAAGUCCAGACUGCGGUGGGAAGGAACGUCAAGUGACUCACGCAACAGGAUGGCUCAGCCAGGCUACGUGUAUACAUGCAGCUGAGAAAAUCAAAUUAUUUACGCGUACGUGUCCUCCUCCCCAAAACAAGGGGGCGAUAUGGGUCUUUUCAGCUGCGACUGUCAACAACAACACAUCAGUGCCAGAUGUCAGAAGUGGCUACAACUGCUGCUGUGCAUUUUCGCGGGAGAAGAUGGAGCAUUGUAUGAGGGUGUUUUUGUCGUACAUGAUGUAUGCGCUACUUUUUCUGCAGAUGAGAUGCACACAACGCCUCUUCUCUGGGGUUAUGUGGCCGUGGUGCACACACACAUGCAUUGUCCAAGCAUACUCUGACUACACUGGUUACAUGGUAGAGAAAAUUAAAUUCCAAUCUCAUCAUCUAGGUGUAUAAUCUGAGUUCUCAAACUCUGAUUACAGUCGGACUAAAGUGUUUACAUGUACUUUUGUUGUCCGGUUUUCAUCGGAGUAAGGCAAUAAUUCAUUUUUCUUGAGUGUCAUGUAAACGUACUGACUGAGAUAAGCAAAUGAAGAUGGGAGAGGGUAGUCCCGGCAUGCAGGAAAAGUUACUGAAUAUAAUGCAUGUGUAGCUUAUAUCCCUGUAACGCACUUUCUGGCCAGUGAAAGCAUGCAUGUGGGGAUACAUGCAGAGAUACACCCCGCACAUAGUCAGAGUUGGCCUGUUUGGCUCAUAUCCAAGGCCUUGCUAUGAAAUCAGCUUGGGAAAGCAGCAGGGGCCCUGAACAGGACACAGAGACAGAAACAGAGGGAGAAAAAGAGAGAGAGGGAGACUGUCGAGCUCAGAUAAAAUUCCAUUGUUUAUUUGCCCAACCUUCUCCUUCCCUCCCUCUCACCAUACAUCCCAACCUUCACCGUCAACCCUUCCUUUUCUGCUGCUUUAGGAACUGUGCAAAAACACACUCAGAGCCCACCAGGUCAAGGCAGCACAUCAGCGUUGGAAGAAGUCCUCAAAUCACUCAAACUAAAUACCUCAUGCAGGAUCUGGCUGCCCGGGUGUGCUUGAAACCAAUUGGCUGAAAAUGAAUGAACACUGCCUCAAAUCUACAGAAAGUACAAUUUAAUAUGAAAGAAAGUUCUGUCCCCUUUGUCAUACUGUCUUCCCCUGAACUUCAAGAUGGUAUGCAAAUGAAAGAGAAGGAAUCAAAGAGGGAAAUAAGACUGAGAGGAUACUGAGGGGGGAAAAAAACAGCCAAGUUUGCCAUCGCAGAAAGAGCUGGCUAAAUGUGCAGCAGUGCAUUAAAUUGUUUGCAGGCAAAGGCUUUGGCACAUGCUAUAAUAAGCCACAUCAUGCAGGGUUUAGGGUCCUCGACUCAGCGUGGGUACAGAAAGAAGAAAAUGAAAAUAAACAACCUUUUUUUUUUCUUUUCUUGGCAGUAUAUAAUUUCCAUUAAAGCUGUCAUGGUCUCAGUUUCAUGUAAACCUCACUCAGAAGGAUGACAAGUGAUUUAGGGGGCUGCCUCUUUUCGGUCGUUCCCUGUAAUUUGUCAAGACUCCAUGUUCUGAUAACUGCGAAAUGCAAGCUGUGAGCAACUUUGCCUUUUUUAGGUAUCUUGAAAUGAAAAGCGAGAAAGGAGAGCAGUUUGUGGAAGUACAAGCACAGGACGAUGAUGUCAUGGCGUUCGCUGUUUCUGCAGGGCCGGACAGAGGGAUGGAGGGACACAGGGAUAGAGGGGAGGAUGAAAUCUUUAUGAGAAGCAGCUGUUGGGGAGAGGCAGGCAGACUUCCAGAGCACUAAAGCAGCAGCCUGCCAAUAGCUCGCUGACAAGAACGCAGAGACCUGAUAAAAACUGGCUACACAGCUCUGACAACGCCACCCGCACUCAGUGAUAACUCCAUCCUCCAACUUUAAACACCACCAAGACUUAAAAGAGAUCAAAAGUUGGAGUUAACAAGCUCAAAAGGCUCAGCAGUUAAGAUACAAACCCCUAGUGCUGUGUUGAUAUUGGCCACACCUUGUCAGUGUGAGAACUGAGUGAAAGAAAUAUGACAGUGUCCCGUUUAUCACUGACCCAUCGUGUUAACAGAGUGAGAAUAAGCCAGCUCAUAAAUGCCUCGGCUUGAAAAAUGAUCGGUGAAGGGAAACUGAGUGUGCAUGAGCAAGUGUGUGUCAGGGCAGAGAUAGUGAAUUUCAGACAUGUGCAGUUUUUUUUUUUAUAGUAUUGGGAAGCAUCAACAAUAAUGUCAGAAAGGACUUUGUUUUCUGGGUUUCUGAACGUCUGAGUCUGGGGUCAUUUGCAAGAGCUAGACUGUAUAUUUAAAUGGACACAGCGAGGGUCACCAGACGUCCUCUUUCACCUGGACAUGUAAUCGUCUUUGGGGGGUUAUCUGGCUUUGUACGGGGAAGCUUAUAAAAAACUUUUAAUGUCUGCGGUUUUCUAGACAAGUUUCAAUUUAGUGUCACGUGGACUUACUGAGUUAGAAGUGCGUAAAAGACACUUGAUCCAACCCGAAAAACUCUUAAAAUUUACUUUGUGCGACUUUGUGCGACUUCGUGCGACUCCGUGACUCUGCCCCCACAUAAUCGUGUCCUCUUUUUGGGAAGUCAGAAUAUGAUCACCCUAGUUACAGUCACACUCCAAUCGUAUUUCUUAAGUUUUCCCAGAGGUCGUUAAAUUGUGAUUAUUAAGUUUUUAGCCAAAAUCAUGUUACCUGUGUCAUUUUCAAGGACCUUUCUUCUGCAGAGCUCCUGUGGCUCAUUAGCAAUUCACCUCUGAGUCUUUGGCGGAGACAGCGCAGCUCUGCACACUCGUCUUCAUGCUAGCUUGUAGCCUAACAUUGCCGGUGCAGCAGCAGAAGUAGCGGGUAACAUAGGAGCCAAUCAGCUCUCGAACACUAAUGUCUUUGGGGGAACAAUCAUAUCAUCAUCAUAAUUGUUGCUCCGCGAUUGUCCUCUCUACUUCUCGGAGUCUGGCCUGCAGAGCCGGGGGCGGAGCUUGGAUUUGUGACAUAGGAAAUCCCACUGUGUUUUAACCUGCCCUCUGGUUCUCUUAGAGGUUCUCAGAAAUACAAUUUUGCUCUUAGUUUUCUCAUGAUAUGUCCUCUAGCAUCAGAAACAUGCCACAUGUAAACAACAAGAAAAACGUAAUUUUAUCGGAGUGGGUUUUCAACAGGUUCUACCAUUCCCAAACACCAUUUAUGUCGCCCAGAUGAGAAAUACAUCCCAUGCCAUGGAUAUGUGAAACAGUCCAUCUGGCGUUUCAGGUAAGGGUCAAAGUAGAAAAUUAAACAGAGUAGAGUUGUCUCGAAAAUGGUUUCUGUCGUUAAAGUUGGUUUUAUUAUCCUGCUCAUCUAAGUCCAAGAGGAUGUUUUAGUUUGCAGAUCUUGCGACUCCUCAGGCCAGAUCACUGCUGUGCAGACUGUGACUCCACCAGUCAAUGGUAGACACCAAGAGAAGGAUCCAACUUACCCCAAUCAUACUUAUCCUAUCUUAACUUAAACAGCUGUGUGGACUGAAAAGAGAUUGACUUUUGGAUUAUAUAACUGACCUUUAUUUACAAUAUUUGUAUCGUACUAUUUUAUACUCACAAUGUUAGUUUAAUCUAAGUUUACUUUCUUUACAGUCGGAGUAUUGCAGUUUGCUUUCUUUCCUUUUAUGUUUGCCAUGAACUGCCAGUAUGUUUGCUCAGGAAGCUUGUUAGAGGGUUAAAAUGACAUUCAGAUUGACCUGGUCAAUCUAAGACCUGCUUGUAAAGAAAUCACCUAAGUUGUCUUCAUUCAGUCUCAUAUUUUCAACAUCCUUGAUUAAAUCCCUCUUGACAUGAUAAAGGAGUUGCUGCUUCUUAGUAACUGGAGUUUUUUCUCAGCUAACACCAUGUUUCAGUUAUCAACAAUAGGCCUCCCUCGGUGGCAGAUAUGAUUACAUGUUUAUAAGAAUGAGUCCAGGGUUAGGGAUAUACCCAGAUACCCAGUGUCCAUCCGCUGAUACCAAUCUCCCACAGAGUUUGUUAUGCAACCGAUGCUCAGCUCUGAUGCCCCGUGUCUGACCCCGGCUGCAGCUAUCUGUUUCGAGUAAAGCCUCAAGGGCAUUUAGGACUGAGUGCUCUCACUGAACACUGUUUUCCCUGUGGGGUAAGGAUAGAUGUUAUCCAUCAUGAAAGAAAGCUGUGUGACGUUUUAUUUGAAUAACAGUGAGUUAAAGACGGCGCUCAUUCUCAAAAGGCGUUUCUGAGUAUGGCAAAACAAAACAAAAUCUUAGACUUUGGGAUGUUUUACAAGACUUCUGAAAAUGUCGAGGUGAGAAUAUUUUAGGAGAUUGAAGUUGAAGAGGAAAUAUAAUAAAUUUGACAAGAGAUUUCCACUCUGACACACUUUCCUUAGCCUUCAUCUUGAUUCUUACAACAAAACCACUUCCACUUCCUCUGCUGGAGUGUCCACAGUCUGUCACACCUCGCAGGGCCGAGGCUGAAGGGGGGGGAGGCAGGCUAAGUCGAGGUCUUUUGGGUCGUAGUUUCCCGUGAUGUUUUUAUUGGAGUCAGCAGAUGGCUUUCCUCAGCCUUUGCAUUGUUAUGGUGGCCGUCUUGCUCGGAGGGUCAGGGUUAACAAUAGUUGCCAAUAGCUGUAGGAGACAAAAGCCUUCACCGCUCCCCGAAAAGACUUCCUUCAGUAACUGAAUGUUGUAAAACUGGCACUGCUGUCAAAUUUACAGCUUUUAUGAGAUACGAAACACGCUACUGCUGGUCAGGUUCAGUCAGGGGGGCUGGAAGCACCGUGUCAAGUUUGAGAAAUAAUCAAACCAAGUGAGUCAGAAUUGUGUGAAAAUACCAAGUUACCUUUUAAGGUGCUAAAAUCGACACUUUUGGCAUAAGAACUCCAAACAGCGAAGAGGGACAGCCUCAGAGCACACGCAGUUCUCACAGUGCAACAGUGCACUUGUAUUGUUUUUUUUACAAUAUCCACUUUUCUCUCCAGCUCCUAAUAUGCUCCUCCUUCAUAUCUCCGAUCAUUCUUCUCCCUCUGUGAUAUGCAACACCCUUCAAAACCAGGAAAAAUGUGACUGUAAAACUAGAAGGCUCUAUACAUUCUUUACAGUCCCCCUUGCCCGCCCCCUCCCUCCUUUCCAUGCUGAAUUUCUGGCCCUCAUUUCUGUUUUGGGUUUUAGUAAAGAGAAAGAAUCGGGAGGGGGGGAAGGAAAGGAAAAAAAUGGUUGAUGUUUCCCCUCAAACAUGUGACCUCUGCUCGCCUCACAGCUGAAAAUAAUUUAGGCCUACAGGCUGGUGGAUAGCUGACGCAAACACUCCCCCUCCUCCUCCUCCUCCUUCUCCUCUCUCUGGGGGGGCUCAGCUUUGGACUGAGGGGUGUCAGGAGAGCUGUGAGGACAUUAAAAAUUGGCAUAUUUUACUUGUUUGUCUCCUUCUUGUCGUCUGAUGAUACUUUUCCAGAGUGUCCUUUUUUCUUCAAGUUAAAGCCUCGAAUCGUUCCAAAACACCGGACCCAGAGGGCCAAUUAUGUUGUUAGCUAACGGAAGAGUUCAGCUAUGUAGCUGCAAAUGUUUAUGUAAUCUACCAGAAGUAUGGCCUUUUUUUUUCUUUUACUUGCCUCUAUGCCAUGUGGGGCAACAAUUUGUGGAAUUUGGCUGAGUUUGGACGUAUUCUCCACAUACUUUGGGGACAGAGAAGGGUGUCAGGGUUCGCUAAUGCAUGUUUAUUGGCAGAGAAAUGAGAGGGGGGGCUCUGGCUGUGCAGUGCUCAGGAAAUGUUUAACAGCUUACGGAUACCCUGUAGUAUCCCAGCACAUCUGGUUGAUCUCACAUAUGGUCACAUAUACAUGAGUUGGUUUGGAGUAGGGGGUGUUUGGCAGAAUGUGUGUCUGUGUGUAUGGGUGGCAAUGUAUUAGCACAAAAAGUAGUAACCUCUCGAUAAAUAUAUAUAAAAAACCUGUUAACAAAAGUUAGCCCCUUUCAUAUGUUGGUCAUAUCUGUGCCACAUGUGAUGCUCGGGAUGGGCGAUAAAUUAUCGUUCACGAUUUGUCGUUGGAAAAUUCUCUAAAAGGAUUAUUUGCCAACUCAUGAUAAAUUCGAUAAAUGCAAGUUGAUGGUGUAACUGGCUAAACCCACAGGAUCUAGAACGGCUCCGCUCCAGAACGGCAGGCAGAUCAGAUCCGCAAGCAUACAGCGCCCACCGGAUCCAAUCCAAUCUGCCACCAUUGGAGGAGAAGCACGCGCGAGAUUACCGAUAUUUCUUGCAAGACUGGACGAGAUCUCACGAGUUCUUGCAUGUUUCCCCGGAAGUCAUAGAAUGAUCCGCCGCAUCCCACAACCAUGGCCCAAACCAAUUGAUGCGCCAUGCUCCGGCAUCCGGCAAAAAUAGAAGCCUUGCGUAUCUGAUCCGGCACCCGGAGCCGAUCCGCAGCGGAGCUGGACGCCAGACAGAUUCUGUGGAAUGACACACGUUGAUUAUAAUGCUUGCAGCAGAGCUGCUUUUGCCCGUAAGCGCUAGUGAUGGACUAGCAGCCAGAUUUAUCCACUAGUUUCACAAAUUCUGUAAAAAAAAAUCCAUCCACUAAAGUUUUCCCAAAGUUUCAGGUUCAUAGUUUGCUUUAUCAGCCUGAAGCCGUGCUAGAAAUCUCACAUGGAGGUGCUGUGGUAGUGAGAAUCCACUCAAGUGUUUUUCUUCCAAAAGGUCCAGAAAUCUAUCUGUGAAAAGUUGAGACACUGACUGAUGAUCUGGUCAAACUGAAGCUCUGUCUCCUUCUUCUUGCUGCCGCUCAUCUUUUCCUACUUCCACUAAUGUUAACACCGUAUAGAGUAUCUAGUGUAUUCCAUAUGUUUUCCAAAAUGCCACACAGCUGAAGGAAUCAGAUGUCUUUUUCAUGUUAGCUGUAGUCCAGGCUUUGCUUUUCAGCUGUAUCCUUCAAUUAUUUAUGAUUGGUGAGAUGCUACACAACCUGUGAGGUCUGCUGCUCUGCUGCUCGGUUUUAGGAGUUUGAGUUUGGCUUGCCACAGAAAUGAAAGGAUUCAGCCAUGAUGGUUAACAUUCAGAACAACAAAUCCCAAAAGAGUCAGAGGAAAGCAGCUCUUCUUUUGACCACGGUGUCUUAUUUGUCAGUCAAUACAGUUCUACUUUAAAGCUGCAUGCUGCAAAGAUUUCUACAGGAUAGACUGACUCCUGUCUUUGUUCGUUUUCUUUGUGUGUCUGUGUCUGUACAGGAUGCCAGCUGCUAGCACCAUGACCGGUGGGAGGGCCCUGCUGCUCUGUACGAACACUGACAACUGUAUCUACCAAUCAGUCAACGGGUAGGUGCCUCAAAAACCUAUAAAGUACCUGUGUGGUGCCUAAUUCACCGCUUUAUGUCAAUGUCUAAAAUGUCGCUGUUAUAGCAGAUACUGUGACAGAGCUCGUUCUUGGACAUCUUUCUUUUUCUCAUCACACAGACAGUAAAUCACAUGCUGCUGGUUGGUUUUUGCCAGCGCUAUUGUCUCUCUUUGUGGGGGUCCUCAUGCUGCUUUUUGCCACAGAGUUAUGUCUUCUUCUUGUUGAAAGCGAGCAGCAGGUCCUCUUUUUUUUAACAUGACAAAAAAACUUGUCAUUGUGCAAGAAGAGCAACCUGACUUUGUGUAUGAGAGCUGGGUGGAAAUAUUAAGACAAUCAAUUAUCAGUAUAAUCUGUAGUCUGUUCAAAUAAGGUGGAGUGUGUGUUAUACUGGACACUGGUCUGCAUUCAUGUGGUCACAUUCAACAUCGACCAGUCCAGGAAUUCGCUCUCUGAUUCAGCAUUCCCAAUACGACAUCUUUUUUCUGGAUGCAAUUCUGUUUUCUUCUGUACCUUUAUCAGCAGGCGCAGUAUUCUAACAGAAGUAGUAUUCUAACGAAUUAUGCUUCAAGCUGCAUAAUGAAAAUUUGCAGGGUUCAGCUUUUGUAGAUCAUAGGUUGACCAUAUUCUGAAUCCCCAAAAAGAGGACACAACUUCAUAGGGGGCGGAGUGACGGAGUCGCAAGUAGUAAAUAUUGAGAGUUUUUCAGGUCGUGUCGAGUGUUUUUAGGCGUUUUGAACUCACUAAGUCCACGCGACAAAAUCUCAAAACUUCCAUACUAAACCCCGGACAUUUGAGGGAUUUUAUAAACUCCCCUGGAUGCAAAUUUUUAUUUUUGUAGGAUGGUAGGGAAAGGUCCGGCCCUCCUUCGCCUCUGAUUACCUAGAAGUGUUGGGCUCCAAUUGGUUACUCCUAAUGGCAGUGACAUAUCAUUGUCUGUCGGGUUAGGGUUAGGAGAUUCAGAAGUACGAUAAUGUUCUGUAAUGUUCUGUUUGAUGUACCGUUCCGACAGCCCGCAUUUGGCUUGAGUGUGUGACGACUUUUCCAGCUUUUCUAGCCAAUCAGAGGCGAAGGAGGCGGGACUUUCCCCUACCGUCCUACAAAAAAAUAUAUCACCUCCCCGGACAAGGUCGAACAAGGCUGGACAGGCUGGACAGCACCCCAAAAAGAGGACAUGUCAGGGUAAAAGAGGACAUAUGGUCACCCUAGAUCCAGACCUACAGAGCUGAUCACAAGCACAGUGUCUUGGGCAGGGAGGUGAUACCAAUAACACUGAAAAUAACUGGAGAAAGUUUCCACUGGAGGAAGUUGUUCCUCAAUUAGCUGCAGAAUGUGAUCUAUUACAGUCGUUCCCAAUAAUCUUUACAUCUUUUACUUCCUUACAUUCAGAGUAGAAAGUAAAACAAUUGAAUGAAUAACCGUCCAGACCAGAGCUGAGCUGACCAUCUGCCAUCUGGAUACUGUUUCGGCCCCCCUGCUGCCACUGUCUAAUGCUUCUGUGACCACUCUCUAUGGACCCCUUCUGUCAUCCCUGCAAUAUUCAUUAGUACUAUUUAGAUUAAAAUGAAGGGAUUUGGUUUGAGACAGUAGGAGGGAUUGUAACAUUUGCAUAUUUUGAGGAUCUGUCAUGCUACUGUAGCUACUAUUGCUCAACAACACAUUUAUCCAAGGGGAAUGUCAAGCAUUGAUAAGCAUCAUAAAUUCUAGUUCAGACUCUCUCUUUUGUACCCUGAUUCUGUGUCAGUCCAGCUGGUCAGAGAUGCUGUUGUGCCCUCAUACCCCUUCCUUUUUUUUUGCACUCAGUGACCCUUAUCAUGCCCACGCUCCACCCAUUCUUGGCUAGACUUCACAUUCUGCCCAUUUCUUAAUAUCUGUGUCAGUGUCUUCUACUUGCUUCUACAUUAAUUCCCCAUCCAUCUGCACCACUUUUUCUAUACCAUCUCAGUCACCCUCCCACACACACACACGCACACACAUACACUCACAAACCCCUGCGCACUCCUGUUCUUCUUUUCUUGGCUUUUCUAUCUGACCUACUUUUUCCCCUCUGCUGCUCCAUGCUUAAUAGAAACUGCUGUUUCAACCAAGGGAUGCAAAACAAGACAGAAAAAGGGGGGAAGGGAGAGGGAGAGAGACAGAGGGUCAAACUAAUAAAACCCAGAGCAGUUUGGAAGAUGAUUAUUCGGUUUCCUCAACGUCAUGUUAUUUGACUUUUCUUUAGAGGUCUCUGGAGAAACUUGAAUCAGUAAUUUCCUCCAGAGAUUUCCUCUGGGUAGCAUGACUGUUGGUGUUCGUAUCCACAUAUCCAGCCGCGUCAUCAGAAGUCGCCCACAGAAAGGCAGCGUUUCCUCCAUUUGUUGGAAAUUCAAUCAUCUGAUGAAUGGUCUGUAGGCCAAAACUGAGCUUUAAGGGUCAGGAGAUGGAAUGAAAAGAUGCACGUCUACACUCCGCUCUGUAUACUUUCAUCUCUUCUCCAGAAAUAGCUCUGUGUGUGUCUGUGUGUGUAUAGCUUGUAAACUUUGACCCCUAAAGGCAGAGUUCAAACAGUCACGACCCAGUAAUCUUCCAGGAGUGACUCACUGCUGAAACAGAGGCAACAAACAGACAUCUGCUGCUUUAACGAGAAUUCUUGUUUACCCCAUAAAACAGAGAUCUAUUGUGGAUUAAAUUGUAAGUGCUUACAUCGCGCUGCCAAUUUUAAGAGUGACAAGGAGGAUGGUGUUUGGCUGCGCCUGGAAUCUCAACUGAAAUAAUUGACCUAUAAAUUAUUAGAGUUCACAACAGUGUAAUGUAGUUUAUCUCACAAGCUGCCUGUAACAUCUAAAGAAAGAGCUCUGUAUAUGUGUUGGCUCUUUCCUACAAUUUGGAUAAUGUCUUGUAAAUACACAUUUCAAGCACCAUUUGAAUUGGAUAAUGAAAGUUGCUUGUGCCAGACUUAUUCUCAUUUUGGUUUUUUGCCUAAUUCUAGCGAGUUCUCAUACUUUUCUCAUAAUAUUUUUGUUCUUUUGUGAAACUCUUGUAACCAAUGCCAGAUAUUUAUGUGUGUAAAACCAAUACACUUUUUUUCAUGCAUUUUGUGACGCUUCCUGAAAUACUGUGCUGGGUAUCAGGGGGAACAACAACAAUGAUCUGUACCAUAACAUCAGCAGGUUUACAGAGAUAAAGUGACGACAAUUACUGUAUAGAUGUAGUAGGGCUGGGCGAGAAACCGAAAAUUUACUGAUAAUGAAAUUUACGACAAUAAUUGAUGUCAUUUUGCCCAUGACAAUAUAUUUGGUGUAAAAAAAAUAGAUAGGUAGGCUCUGGUCUCAUGUCCCUUUAAGACGCUGUCCUACAUCAGAGACGUGACUCCACCCCAUCCAGUCUGUAACAAAGAGGGAAAGACAGGUGAGGAGAUGGAGGACAGUUCGAAAGUUGGCGGCUGACAUAAACGAAGUUAAAGCUUUGGUCUACAAUCUGAAAACCAGUUUGGCUGUUGAGACAGAUUUGAAAAACGCAGCCUGCCCCCCCUUCACUCACCUCUCCCCUCUGUGUUCCAAGAUCCCGCCCCCUCAGCUCGUGUCGCCUCCUAACAACACGCCCCCUCCGAUAGAGGUGCAGAUAAAAUGCAGAUGCAGAUAAAAUUGUCGAGGCUGCUGGGGUCGGUGGUCUCUGGAAUCCGACCUUCAUUGAAGUUGAAGCGAAAUUAGAUUUCUCAUAGCUGAAAGUAACAAACACGACAGUUUGGUGAUUUGACAAUUGGACGGGCGUGAUCAAAACCAUAUAUUAGCAGGGCGAAGCGGGUCUGGUUGAUGAUUAUGCCUUUUUGCAGCGGAUAUACUGAAUGGAUUUUUUCCGUUCUUUUUGUUCUUUAUUUUGCGUAGAUCGGACAUAGGACCAUAACGGCCUUAUAAACUGUGUUAUUAAUAAGUACCAAGCUUCCAGAUGAUAGACCAUAGCUUUAAUGUGGGAGGGGGUGAGCAGCUUGUGGAGUAGUUAUCGACCAUUUGUCGUUAUCGUGAUGAACUGCUCAAUAUAUCGUGAUAUUGAUUUGAGGCCAAAUCGCCCAGCCCUAAGAUCUAGUGAAGAGUGUGAGAUUAUACAAUAUAAUAAACAGAGAAAGGAAAACACAAAAGUCACUCAUGACCUGUUUGUUAACCUCCCUGUGUGUCUUCUCUUCCAGGCUUCAGUGCUGCGGCUUGAAGGUCGGGGAGGCUCCGUCGCCAGUGGUGCCCCAGCGCCAAGAGGUGUGCGGGUUAUCUGGGGACAAAGACAGGAGGGACGCUGCUGCUGUGUCCACCAAGCAUCUCCUCUCACUCAACUUGAGUGACAGCCUGGGUCCUCCUGACACCAUGCUGGCACAAAGGAGAGCCGCCACCACCACCAACGACCCGCGGACUCCCAACAUGGAGAACGGCAUGUGUGGCAAGCUGAACAACAACAAGAGCCCAGCAGGAGCCAAGACUGCCAGCAUCCGUGAUAAGAUCUCACAAUGGGAGGGGAAAAAGGAGUCUGCCCCGCUAACUUCGUCAGGGACAUGUCCUCUUACUGCGCAGAAGGACGUCGAGACAGUAAGGAAAAAGGAAUCUAAGGCUUCAGAGUUCCAAAGGACAGAUAGCAAGAAGUUUGUCAGCUGGGACAGACAGGACUCAGGGAAGGAGAAUGUUGGAAAGUUGGGGGACACAAGGCCUAAAUCUCCAGAGGGACAAACCAACAAGGAUAGAGAACUAAUCCUAGAGAAGGGUUGUCGGCCUUCAAAGCCCAUAGAGCAACCCCAGGACAAGAAAACUGUUUUAACUCAUGUUAAGAAACUAGAGAAGGCUACAAAGGACGUUCCCGACAGACCCUCACUGGCUUUUCCAGGGAAUUACUUCUGCCCUCCAUCAAAGGAGGAGCUGGAAGAAACAGAAAAGAGGGCCAAUGAGCCCAUUUUUGGGACGUUUGACGUGACCCGACACGGCGGGUCCCGGAGGAGGAAGGAGGGGGAUCUAGAGAACGUAUACAGUGAGCCAGGUGCUCCUUCUAUUAAUCCUUUACCCAAACCUCAAAGAACCUUCCAGCACCACACGCCUCCCGCUACUCCAACGUCGGGGCCAGGCUCGGGGAAGGGACGGAGAAACUUGCCUCCACUGCCCUCCCUUCCUCCCCCACCUUUACCCACAUGCCCGCCACCUGGAGUCUGCAGGAGACCCUGGGCUGACAAACCGCGGGACAGCAGUAAUAGGUGAGAGAAGUUCAGGUUUGAUGAGUGUUUGGGCACGGCAAUUCUUUGAGAUAAAUGUGUAGCACGUAUCUUGUCAAGCAUCUUUUUUAGGGUGUUAUCAUUUUAUUUGAGUCACAAUGUGUAGGGUCAACAUCAUUCAGUAAACCUGUGUUGUUUUGUCAUGGGUCAGAAUCCAAAUUUAUGUAAGUUUGAAGGGCUUCUGUGAAAUUUGGAUUGGCUCUGUGCUUUGUAACUCUUCCCCCACCAUCAUCAACCAAAAAAAAAAGGUGAAAACAUUUCCCACAUCUGCUGUAAAUCACAUCCUCUGGUGACAUCAUCCUCUUUCUAAACACCCCAAAGAAUGAGCUCAUUGGUAAGAUCCCAGGAAUGUACACAUGAACUCAACUCCACUGCAAAAGGUGGGAUGACACGAGGAGUAGAGUGUGUCAUCUAACGGAGGCCCCUUUGACUUUUUCAAAAAUGUUUGCCUCGACAAAAUAGAAAUUAAUGCGCAAUUCUUUUUGCUUUAACCAAAUGAUGUGUCGGGAAUUCAUUUCCAGAGUUGUGUUUUCUAAAUGUAAAAUAUGUCUUCUAUUGAAUCUGAUUCAUUGCAGUCUUUCAUGAGCAAUUAACAUGUUCGACUUUGUGAGAGCAGCGCACGCACUCACAUGGUUACAGUCAAACAAACACAGCUCUGUUGGAAAAACCAAAAAAAAUGUGCACUCAGCAGUAUUGGAGUCCAUCUAUUGUUCACUUUUUCUGGUAGUGCGAGUUCUUGUUCGAAGCUUGGCGUGGAUCUGUUACAUUCCAUACCAUAUGUGGAGGCCUCACCCAGCUCAAGUGUGCUGGGUUAAGGCCUUUGUCUGGCAGGGUGUCUUGUGCAGUGUGCGUUUCUAGAGUCAGUGUGACAAAUAGACUGAGUUGCAUGUUUAUUAGUAAUGCAACUCAUCUCCAGACAGUCUUUUUUUCUAAUGCUGAGUAUAACAACAAGUAAAUGUUAACUCAUGAUUCAAAACAAUGAAAUCUAUAUGGAGAUUAAACCUGUAAUCAUUCGAACGGCCACUAGGGGGUGGAUUUACAGGUGAGCGUCUCAUUGUCUGGGAAUAUAGACUGUAUAUAGAAUGGAUGCUGUCUGCCUCCUCGCUGGGUGAAGCCACUGCGAAAACAGCACCCUCUGGUGACAGGCUGCAGUAUAGGUCAUAAAUCCCGCCUCUGCCAGCAAAGCUUAUGGAGCUGUGGACAAACUUUAGAAAUAUAAAACAUAGAAAUUACAGAUUACAUACACAUGUAUCACAUAAAUACAGCCGAUGAGCAUUCAAGGAUUGCAUAGCUCACCCGGGGGAUACGCUGUUUGAGCCGAGCAUCAUCACAGCAACUCUUGGCGACUCCCCCGCCGAAUGCGUACAAAGCUACUGCGCAAGUGGUGGAGCACAUUCAAUGCUACUGGGCAAUGUUGGUUUCAGGAAAUGGAGAGAAAACGCAGAAUUACCGAGAGCUUUUUGGCUUAAAAUCCGUAUACUGGCAGAAGGCAGAACCAAGUUGUCCAUAGUGUAUACAGUCUAUGUCAGGGAAGCAUUGAGAAUUGGUUUCAGUCCUGUCCAUGGUUAACAUCCCCUUAAAAGAGUGUAAACUAAAUUGUUAUCUUCAAGUCUACUUUAUUAGUCAGGACGGGCAAAGAAAUACAGUUUGUGAUUUUGAUGGGUUGAAAACAGACUAAAAUGAACAGUGAUGCAUUUCUAUGAUGAACAUUCGCAAAGAGACCAUUAGUGGCAACACUGACAGUUUUUAUAGUGUUAUUUUUAAAGCCUUUUUCUACUGUGAGGGGGUAGGCACACUGAUGAAACAGCCAUAGUUGCUUUACUUUACAGAAAAGAUUCACAGUAGUUGAUAAACUUCAUCGUCAAAAGACCGCAGGAGGACAUUUCUGUCAAUCAAGAUCACUUUCGUGAGGAUGAGAUAAAAUCAGGGUCACAAGCAGGAAGUUCCUAACAGGAGCUAUAGCAGUCAUUCAAAAAUCAUUAAUCUAUCAGUCGUUCUUCUGCCUAACUUGACUUAUACGUUAAAGGCAGACAUCUUUAAACCAUCAGGCAUAAAAAGAAGCUGACCAUGAUAACGUGAAUCCUUGCGAGGCUUUUGGGUUGACUUGUCCUCAACGUGGCAAACUGUGCUGAAUUAACUGUCAACGUACUCUAAUUUAAAGUAUGUGCAUGCAACCGCAGAUGCUUGUGUUCAUUUUAUCCUGCUGGACUUUAAUCUUGAGCCAUAAUAAAACACAGAUGGGGUCAUUCCAAUGUGCCAACUAGCAGAAGGCAAAAUCAGUUAUAAAAGCAACAAGAUGAGCAUGCAAAAACUUUGAGAGAUCUUAGAGAGAUCCGUCAAAUAUCCUUCCUUUAUCUUCUGUCUUUGUAUCUGUCAUGCAACUCGCCUAAAUCUUUGUGAUGCUCUGUCCACCAGGAAGUCCUAUGAAUUUGAGGAUCUGCUCCAGUCGUCUACAGAAAGCUGCAGGGUGGACUGGUACGCUCAGUCCAGACUGGGCCUCACACGCACUUUAUCAGAAGAGAAUGUCUACGAGGACAUAAUAGGUAAACACAGUUCCACGUUUGUGCUGAAUUUGUGGUCUUUGAGUGAAUUUCUGAGUAACACACAUCCCAUCACACUCUGCAUGACCCUCUAGUUUCAUAUCAGUCAUUAAGUUCAGUUACAGAGGUGACGCAGAGGCCAAGCUGUCUUUACUCUGCUGUGUUUUUACUGCUCCAAUUUUAAUUUAGAGCGAUGCUGCUUCACUUUUAUUAAAAAAAUGUUAUGUAGAAACCUGACCUCAGUUCCUACCCUAUUAUCUGCAGUGUUGUGCCAACCCCACCUAGAGCUAGUUUAAUAUUAUGGGGCACAAUAGCAACUUUGUGUGAGGUCGUACUAUAGCAGCGGUUGGCUACUUUAAUAAUCUGUGUGAUAGAGGGACAUGUGAAUGGCACAGAGCUGUGGUCUGCCUUCGGUUUUCUUCCUGGGUGCUGGUGAAUAAUGAGUGCUGCUUGCUGGGAACAUAGUUUAACCAUAUUUGAGCGGUGACUCAGCUUUUUCUGAUUAAUCUCCCCCUUUUUUGGAGGUUUUUCCUUGAAUGCUUAGACUCGGUUCACCAAACACUCAGUAGUGUCUCACAAGUUAAGUGACACAGAAACAUUUUUACCAGGGUUUGGUACCGAAAUUAGGUUAUAAGUAGGAACCGAAAUAAAUUAAGUAAAUACUGGAGGAAAGCGAUUGAAAGUGUAGCUUCAUUUCGCAGGACAGGUUGCACAUCCGACCUCACGAGAGAUUUAAGACUGCAUGGCAUCUUAAGGACUGUGCAGUGUUUGAUGUCUUGCAGUGUGAGAUAUCAAGCCCCAGUGGGUGAUAUUGUAUUUUUUUGUAGGAUAAUAGGGAAAGGUCCCGCCUCCUUUGCCUCUGAUUGGCUAGAAAAGCUGGAUUCUGAUUGGUUAUUCCUAAUGGCUGUGAAACGUCAUCGUCUGUUGGGUUAGGGUUAGGGUUAAAAGUGCGAUAAUGUUCUGUAAUGUUCUGUUCGAUGUACAGAGCCGACAGCCCGCAUUUGGCUUGAGCUUGUGAUGACAUUUCCAGCUUUUCUAGCCAAUCAGAGGCGAAGGAGGCGGGACUUUUCCCUACCGUCCCACAAAAAUAAUAUCCUGAGCGGAUUGUCGGCACUGUACAUCGAACAGAACAUUACAGAACAUUAUCGCAAUUCUGAAUCUCCUAACCCGACAGACGAUGACAUUUCACAGCCAUAAGGAAUAACCAAUCUGAGCCCAGCACUUCUAGCCAAUCAGAGGCGAAGGAGGCGGGACCUUCCCCUACCAUCGUAUGAAAAAAUAUAACCCCCUGCAGCUGCCAACAGAGCCCUCGACUGGUGAAAAGGGGAUAGAGGGGGUUAAAAUUUUCUAACCCCUUAAAAAAUCAGAGUGAGAGAGCGCCAUGCUUUAAACACACCAUCCACAUGACUGAUGCUGUUUUCCUGAUCUAGACGAAAGCAACUGUCACCACUGCAUGUAUUCAGACACACGCCUUGUUGACUGACGCAAACUCGCAUACGCACAGCUGAUGUGUGACGUCGUUAGCAGCCAGCAAUGUGAAAAACAGCACACUGAUCCCUUGUUUUUCCUCAGAGGGAGAAGGAGCGGAGAACUGAACGUCCCUCUUCAUCCUCCCACUCGUACAGGUCACAUCUGGUGGAUGGAUUGAUAGAGUAAAAAAGAUGAUACAAAGAAGACGACAGAAAGAGAGGGAGAGAGAGGUUCAGGUUUUGGAUAAUGAAACCUCCUUAUUCUUUAUCUGCAGGGGAGGAUUUGUGACUAGAAAUACUUUUAGCUUCAGCUCUGCAGGCGCUUUCUCACAGUCAAGUGUGAGCAGGUUAAGAAUAGUGCUGACACGAGUAACUGCACAUCUGGAGUUGAAUAGUUUAAGAAACAAUCAUGAGUGAUAUAGAAAAAGCACUUUUUCUGCUUUUUGAAUAUCCUGUGUUGAGCUGCUGUGUAUCACAUGUGGCUCUUGAAUUGUAGAUUUUAAAAUAAAUGUAUUUUUCUUUUUUUAGAUCCUCCAUCCAAGGAGAAUCCGUACGAGGAUAUAGAGCUGGAGAGGAGUUGUUUAGGGAGCAAAUGCGUUUCACCUGCCUCCUCAUCCCCCGUCCCUGACACGCCAACGAAGGUACGCGAUCAGAAAUAUUUCAGCAUAAAAGCCAAGUGGAUAAAAUCGUAGCUGUCUCAUAAAACAAUCCUCUAUUUGAUCUCCAGCUCUCCUCCAAGCCUGGCUUCUUCAGACAAAACUCAGAGCGGCGAAGCUUCAAGCUCCUGGAACUACGCAAAGCCAGCAGAGACACUGGCAUCUCCUCUCCUUCGCGGAUCAGCCCCCCCUCCACACCCAGCAGCCCUGACGACACCCCCUGCCUCUCUGGGGACCCGUACAAUCGCAGGCGUAGAAAAAUCCCAAAGGUACGAGGGGUCCAGAGGCCUCAUGCCUCUCUGUCUUUGAUCUGUGCUCCAAUGUGUUGCUCAGAGAUGUUUGGGGCUGGUCCACUCAUGCUGUACUCAUGUCUGGGGAUGAGUAAGGCAGAGGAAAAUUCUCUGAUGGUGAUUUCCUGUGAGAAGUGUGCUUUGUAUAGGCCUCCCAGAAGCUUGUAUUGAAAUGAUUUUAGUCGGAGGCUGGCAGAUUUUGUUUAUUAGUUUAAAGAGUUGAGGAUGGACAUUUCUUUCCCUUUGCCUCCAGAUGGUGCUGAAAAUCAACGGCAUCUUUGAGGCGAGGCGAGGAAAGAAACGCGUGAAGAAGGUGUCUCAGUCUACAGAGUCCAGCUCAGGGAGAGGUGAGUCUUCAAAUACGAAAGUGGGUCACAAAAAAACCACAGUUGUUUGUUUUUACUUUUAAUUUCACUCCACGUUAAUUGUCGAUAAAGUGAAAGAAAUAUGAUCUUGCCUUUUUUUUCUCUGCAGUGCCUCAAACAGAUGGUUUUAAUCGUGUUUUAACCUUUAAAUGAUUUUAAGUAGGCCAUGGAAACAAACAAACAAAAAAAAACUGGAUGUAUGUUUCUGAUUUGACCGGUGCAGAUCAGACUUGGGUUCAGUUUGGAUCAAUUUUUGAGCUUCAUUGUCUUUGAGAGACAAAACCAAUCGACAGUUAUACUUACAGUUUUAACAGCCACACAAAGAGCAUAUGAGCAUUCUUAUCGGGCGCUCACACCAAGCGCAGGUAAAAUCAUCGACUCGCCUAAUUUGUGCGAAUCAAAGAUGCAUGAAUAAAUAGUAUUUACUUGCUUCAUUCAUGCAUCAGCGGUAAUUUCAAUGGUAAUCCCUGCCAAUUCAACCGGUGAGAUCGAGUGAUAGACAAAUUUUUUUUUACAAUUUACCAGAUGAUCCGACCUCCUCACUCACUUGCCCCCAGACGAGCUCCUUUUUAUUCUGGUUUCAGUGAUUGAAAGAAAAGGUAUCAUAUAAUUCGGGGCACCAACACACCGACACGAUCAGUUUGCCCUCCAUUUAGGAUACCAGUUAACAGCCGUCUGUUUUCAUACAUCACCCAGCAACCUUUAUGCUGAUUAGUUAUUGCGACGUGAAUAUCGGCUCAAGUUAAGACAUUUGCAGCUCCUGCCCAAUUCGCGUCAUUCGCGCCACCAGAGUAGUAGGAGCGUCUAAUGGCAUCUUUGCAUUAACUUAACAUGUAAUUCAUUCAUUCAAUUCGAUUCAUUUGCGCGAAUGAUUAUAUGUGCCCUUCGUGUGUGGAGACAGUUAGACCAGUCACAAAAUUAAAAAGUGAAACAAUUCAAAAACAAACCAACUGAGGGCAAAUACUUAAGGACUUUAGAGUCUCCUACAUAUUCCAUUUUUGACGCUUGAAUAAAUUUUAUGAACUUUUCUAGUUAAAAUUUAAAUACUUCAAGCCUGUUUAUCAGGUAACAUGUCCUGUGACUUUCACUUUGACCAGAAAGACUUCCCAUAUAUACCUAAAAGAAAAAAAAAACUCAUCAUAUUCAAGUUUAAAUGGCAGUGUUACCUAAAGUGAUUAUGUUUCGGAGUGGGAGGUAGUGCUGUUGCUUCUUGAAUACUCAUUUCACAUGUUUCUUGAGUUUUAUGUAAUUGUUGUUUGCAGUCUCUCCGUGGUCUAAUUUUGGUUUUCACUUUUUUCUUCUUCUUGAUAUAGUGACGGAUGAAAACAGUGAGUCUGAAAGUGACACAGAGGAGAAACUAAAAGGUGAGGAACAGAAACAGACAAAUAGUAAGUUAUAAAUACAAUUUUAUUGAAAAAAUGAUGAAGGUCAUAGUUUUCUUCCUUCGAUUGUUCUAUUGCUUGGGAAAUACAGAAUCACACCACCCAGAAGCCUCACAGGAACCCUUAGCUCAAGUUCACGUGGACACACAUGACAUGGGUGUAUGACAUCAAAUGCGUUUCUCUUCACCUCUGUUCUUAGCUCACAGCCAGCGCCUGGUAUCAGUCCAAUCCAUGCUGAGGCAGACAGGGCGGUACCGGACGUUGGAGAGGGAUCUGAUGGAGUUACAGGAGAGGAAACUCUUUGAGUAUUUUAUCGUUGUUGCACUCCACAAGACCAAAGCUGGAGUCCCAUACCUGCCAGAAGUCACACAGCAGUUUCCUCUCAAGGUGAGAGGGGGCAGAGCUGUUACCAGAGCACCGUCCUCAAAAGAUACAAGAAGGGAAACUCCUGGAAAAACAGAAACACCUUUUUUUUGUAUUAGAACAGCCUGAAACUAAUAGUUUAUCCUGAUAAUCAUUGACACUUGGUGUGAUCUUGUCUUAAAAACAGCAUGAAAUGUUCUCUUUUUCUAAACAGCAACAACACGUGUUACAGCGUGCAAUAAAAAAAGAAAUGAUGUUUUAGUUUUGGGGCCAAGACACAUUUUCUACUAUCUGUACAAGUCUGUAAAAUUUUAACCUCUCCUUUUAUCAUUAAAUGCCCAAUAAUAUAAAAACAGUGACACUGCAUCUAAUAUGUUUUAUAUUCAUUUACACAUCUUCCCUCCUUCUUUAUCUAGCUGGAAAGGAGCUUUAAGUUCAUGCGGGAGGCUGAGGACCAGCUGAAGGUCAUACCACAGUUCUGUUUCCCCGACGCCAAAGACUGGGCGCCUGUCGACAACUUCCCCAGGUCAGUCUGAAUGCGGCUGCCGCCUGCCGCAGCAUUUUUACUCAAAAAAGAAGUGAAACACAACGGGGGCACAGGAAUUUCCCCGCAGAGUGGUAAUAGCCCAGCUGUUUUCCUUGCUAAUAACCACUUUUUUAAAUAGAAAUGACCUCGUGCCUUGUAAAAAUGACGGUUUUGUCUUUAAAGCACCGAUACUGAGCAGUGAUUACAGGGGGAAAUGAUGUGUUUAGUAUCUGACACACCUGUGUUGGUAUCACCUCUGUCUUUUCUGUGAAAAACUGACCUUAUUGGCCCAUAACUGCUUACUUAACCUCUCAACAUCUGCAUUGUUUUAAAAAGUGAUGAUGUGCGUCUUGUCGGCUGUAGAUAAUCAUUACCUGAAGUCAAAUGUUUGAUGGGCGAGGGGAAAAACACACACACACACACACACACACACCUGCACUGAACUGGCUGACACUCUUUCCUGGAACUAAGGUCCUCUCAGGUCAAUGAAUACCUGUCAGGUAGAACUUAAGAGGUUUUGUGAGGAUAUUUGCGGAGCAAGUCUUCUCCGAGGGUUUUUCCUCUCAAGUGCAAAGCCAUGCCUUUGUUUACAAAACUCAAGAGAGUAGUUCAGAAUAGAUUUCUUAAACAUUUUACAGCUUUAAAUAUUUACCAACAUGCCUGAUUUGUCUUAUUUCGUUGGUUUGUUUGUUUUUAAUCCACAGUGAGACGUUCUCGUUUGUCCUGACCGGUGAGGAUGGAAGUAGGCGCUUUGGAUACUGUCGGCGCUUGCUGGUACGUUCGAACGUUUGAAAUCUCCACAUUCAGUUUUAAUACUUAUUACCUUAUUAACCAUCAAAUUUACCCCAUUAAAGGGAUAUUCUGGUGUAAAAUUAAUUCAGGGUCAAACACACCGUAACACAGAGUUAGUCAUCCCAUUGAGAGAUGAAUGUUGCCGACCGCUUGCUUCUCUAGUUAUAUCAACUUAAGCAACAACUGCAGGAUAGCAAUACACAGCGGUCUGAGGAGCCUCACACAAACCUCAACCAAAACACCACUCUAUAGCCACAAAUAAUGCUCAGAACAGCACCAAACUUCAUCAACAGGACAUAGAGGAUCCCAGCCAUAGUACUAGCCACCAAACAUCUUUAAAGCUUUGCCUGAUUUCUUUAGUAAAGAAACUAAACACAAAUCACCCACUCUCUUCCAGCAGCCGCUUGUUUGUAGCAAGACCUCAAGCCAGUCCAUUAUGGACUGCAGUGGGGUGACGCAGCUCAAGGAAGAACAUUUAUGAUCAUUUCUUUAUCAUUUCCUUGAAAUAAUAAUCACAAUAUUAAUAAUUUUGCACUGCAGACGCGGUAGUUCUUCUGCCUUAGCGUCUCAGUCUGAUUGCAUUUCCUUGAAGAAAUGAUCAUAAAUGUUCUUCCUUGAGCUGUGUCACCCCACUGCAGUCGGUAAUGGACUAGUCUGAGGUCUCUGUACAAACAAGCGACUGCUGGAAGAGAGUCAGUGAGUUGUGUUUAGUCUCUUUGCUAAAGAAAUCAGGCAAAGCUUUAAAGAUGUUUGGUGUCUAGUACUAUGGCUGGGACCCUAUAUGUACUGUUGAUGAUGUUAGGUGCUGUUCUGAGCAUUAUUUGUGGCUACAGAGUGGCGUUUUGGUUGAGCAUGUGGCUCUCUGUAUUGCUAUCAUGUGGUCGUUAGUAAAGUUGGUAGAGAGAAGCAAGCAGUCAGCAACAUUCAUCUCUCGACGAGGUGUCUAACUCGAUAUUAUGGUGUGUUUGACCCUAACUUCAUUUUACGCCAGACCAUCCCUUUAAUUUUGCCCAUUCUUUUGUUUAAUUAUCAUAAAAGUUGUCUGAUUUUUUCGUCCGAUAAGUUUUCUUUUUUUCCUGAAUGCUCCUCCAAAGUCUUUGUGAAACACAGGCUUUGCUCUGCUCCACUGCUCUAAUCCUGCAGCAGCACUUGGGUGAACAGUCUUGUGACACUCCGGUGUUUUGAAUCUGUCUUUGCUCUCGCUGUCUGUUCACAGCCCAGUGGUAAAGGCAGGAGGCUCCCUGAGGUUUACUGCAUCGUCAGCCGCCUGGGCUGCUUCGACCUCUUCUCAAAGGUAGACACGGUGACUCAAGCAUGAACACAAAUGCACAAAGUUCACUGGAAUACAUGCAUUUCAUCAAAUUAGACAGGACAGAAUUGAAGAAAGAUACGCCCCUAUUACGAGAAUACAGAGCGGUGUAACCCUUAUUACCAACAGAGCCCCACCCACCCCCUGCCUGCUCUACUUUCCCACAAUUCCUUGUAGUCUUGGCUCCAGUACAGAGACACAUGUGAACUGCAGCUGAUGUGGUCGAGAAGGUUCCCUAUAAGGAGCCUUAAUUUAUAUGCAUGUCGGCCCGUUUACGUAAAUAUCUGUGCAUCUGUGUAUGCUCUCGCUAAAAUUGGGUUUGCGAAGACUCAAACACGAGCAGAGAGAGAAGAAAACAGCAUAUCUGCUUUUUUACAGAACUUUGCAAGUGGAAUGAUAGCGACAUCUGCACUGAAUGUUCUCGGGGGCUGAGGAAAUUCUGAUUAUGUUUCAUGUGUAUUAGAUCAGCUACACAAAAGUUUAAUGGCGUCCAGAUGCGUUCUGUAUGUGUUUAGAGGGGUACACAUGAUGGAUUUAGGCUGACAGCCAUCUGCUCUAUUGACUUUUGACAGAGCUUGGCUGUCCUUCUCACCAUUUAUUCGUAUCUGAUGGCACAUAAAUCUAAUGCUGUUUUUAACAGUCAGUCCCACUGGGAUUACUGUUUAACACGCAGUGAAGCAUUACUGACGUUACCUCAGCGGGAAAACUGAGGGAAAGGAACUCCUGCGCCAAAACUAAUCAGAUUACAUUUGAGAUGAACAUGAAAUUCACAGUCAACCAAACACAGAAUAAUUAAACCGCUCUAUCACAGAGUAUUAAAUGUUAAAUACUUUAUAUAAAAGUACAUGCAGAAUCAUUUUAGACACUGUGGAUAAAAUAUAGUAUUGUUUUCAUGCUUAUUUACUACUUGCAUAGGCUAGGUUCAUCGUGCUAAUAUCAUAUUGAAAUGUAAUCUUUGAUUUGCAUCUGAAGAGGAAGAAGUGGGCCGCUACCAUAGACUGUAUUGGCUCCGCCUUCCACCAUUAUAUGGAUUUGAAGCCGAAUUGCUCUCGGUAUUUCCGGGUUUCUCCACUUUCUAGAACCAUCACUUGCGCAGUAGAGUUGUUGUUCGGCGGAAACAGCGUAUCCCCUGGUUGAACUAUGCAAUCUUCGUACGACCAUAGGCUGUAUCAGGUGUCAAUCAUAGAAAACAUGAAGCUCUAAUAUCUUUUAAAAAUGGAGCUGUACAGGAAAAAUAGGACUUGAGCACAAACCAGUCUUACAGUAACGACAAAAAAUUAUAUUCUGUGUAAUAAAUUUCUAAAGUUUGUCUACAGCCCCAUAGAGAUUACUGGAGGAGGUGGGAUUUAUGACCUAUACUGCAGCCUGUCACCAGAGGGUGCUGUUCUUGGGUUGGCUUCACCCAGCUGCUACUAAGCUAGCUCGAUCAGCCUUCUGAGUGGAAACUGAAUGCUUUAAAACUUAGAUUUCAGGAUUAAUUGUGAAAUAUCAAAGCUCAGAUGACUAAUCAAUUGAAAAUGUUUACUUUUUAUUGUUUCUUUGACUGUUUAAUAAACUACCUGAAGUACUACACUUCAAAAUAAAAGCAUAGUAUGACGAAGGAGGAAAUAAAGGUACUCAAACACAAGACAGAAAAAAUAUUAACAUGAAAGCAUGAUAAUGGUUUAACAUUUUUAGAAAUGGAUGGAUUUCAAGUUUUCCAUAAAUCCUGAGGUAAAAAUCUGACAUGGGGACAGCCCUACUGUGAUCUAAAUACUAUAGCAAAACUCCUGAUAGCUAAUGAAGCUAAACCUGCAGCAUAAUUCAUCAUUCCCAGCCUUAAAAACACAAGGUCUGAUGAUUGUAGUUAUGAGUUUCUUCAUUUUGGAUUUCAAAAUAAAACAAAUCCAGCCCACAUUUAGCAGAAAAAGUACCUGCGAUUGCCGGUGUUUAAAUAAACGGCUCCUGUUGUCUGUUUUCCAGAUUCUGGAUGAAGUGGAGAAAAGGAGGGCGAUCUCUCCUGCUCUGGUGCAACCCUUUAUGAGAGGCAUAAUGGAGGCUCCCUUCCCUGCUCCUGGUCGAACCAUCACUGUCAAAAACUUCCUACCUGGUUCUGGGACAGAGGUAAGAUGAUGGUGCUGUCAGAAAGAUAAGAAAGCACGUUAGUUUCUGUAGGUGUCUAAAGAUUUGCCAUCUCUUUCUUUCUGUUGUUUACUUUUGUUUAUCCCACAGGUGAUCGAGCUGUGUCGGCCCUCUGAUUCUCGACUGGAACAUGUGGACUUUGAAUGUCUCUUCUCCUCCUUGAGUCUACGUCUCCUCCUGCGAGUGUUCGCCUCCCUGCUGCUCGAGCGCAGGGUCAUCUUCACCGCAGACAAACUCAGGUUGGCUCUCGAGACGCCUUUUUUUGAUUUAAAGCGUUUUGUUGCUGCAAAAAUCAGGUGUUAAAGAGUCUGAAGGAUGUGACAGAGAGACAAACAGUCUGAGGAGGAGAAGGUCCUGACCGAGUGUGAGAGGAAAGAAUGCUGUUGUGUUUUACAGUCACCAGGGGAACAAUCACUUCUCCUCUGGAAAACUGUCAUGGAGGCCAGAUAGAUGGAGUUAGGGAUUCAGAGGGUGACUACAUGUGUGCGCAAUGACGCCAUCAUGACCACACAGUCCACAUAAGACCUUGGCUGUUUGUUAUUGCUCUGAUUAACACGUGGACUGAGCAGAAUCAGUCCUUCUACUUGUCUGUGGAGUACUUGUCUCUUCUUUUCCUCGCCUAUUUAUUGUUGAGUCGAAAGCAGCUUAGGAAGCACUUCUCACCAGAUCUCACAUGCACAUCACGUUGCACAUUUUCUUACCUAAAGUGGAAACUUGGCCUCAUCAAUUAAUUUUUUAAGGAUUUAACUGUGAGCAGAUGCACACCCUGGAGGGAUUAAGUUAACAGCACGGGGGUGAGUGCGGUUGCUACCGCUUUAUAGUUUUUAUCAGCCUUACAUCACCCUCCUCUUGGAGACGCAGUAUAAAAUUCCUCUCAGGGUAAUAAUGGGCUUGUCGAGCAACAGGAAUGAACUUUAACAUCAUGUUCCAUAAUAAGUAAAUGAUGGCAGGAGAGGUUUCUCAUCGGGGUGGAUUUAGCACCAUCUAGUGACAGAGAGCAGAUAGACGUAACUUUAAAUCCUAGAUUGGCUGAGAUCUGGUUUUGUAUACUCUGAAAACUGUUUCCUUCAUACCUGAUUUAACCUACAGUAGUCGUCACUAUUUCUUUUUCCUCCUGUCUUCUUGCAGCACGCUGUCUCAGUGUUGUCACGCUGUCGUGGCUCUGCUCUAUCCCUUUACCUGGCAGCACACGUACAUCCCCGUGCUCCCGCCCUCCAUGCUGGACAUCGUCUGCACCCCCACCCCCUUCAUAGUCGGCCUUCUCUCCAGCUCUCUGCCUCGACUCAAAGAGUUGCCCAUAGAAGAGGUGAGAGUAGCUUUAUGCUAGUCUGUGAUGAGCUCACUUCAGGGACCUUUUCUCCACUGCAGGAAAUGACUUCACUCUCCUUCUGCUCUUCUCUCAGGUCCUGGUGGUCGACCUUGGCAACAGCCGCUUCCUCAGACAGGUAGGAUUCAUAAAACCAUGAAGAAAACAGCCACUCUGAGAUUCACAUGUGGUGAUUGUAGCAGAUGUUCUGCGGAUUCAUUCAGCUUCUCUCCACUGACUGUAUCUACAUCUGUAAUCCGUCCUCUGCAGCUCGAUGAUGAGGACUCCAUUCUUCCUCACAAGCUGCAGGCUGCUCUUGAGCACGUGCUGGACAAGAGACGGGAGCUGGCCUGUGAGAAAGGAGAUCUGCCCAAUGGUGACUCAUUACACAUAUUACAGUAUCUUCUCUCUCAAGAUGUCCUGUAAUCAUAAAAUACGGUAAAAAUACUGUUAAUCCUGAAGACAGUUCUGUAACAAAUCAACCAAGAACAAGAAACAACUACAGAAAUACAGUAAGAUACUGUUAAUCCUAAAGACACAACUGUAAAAAUUAACCAGAAAGGAGAAACAACUUCAAAAAUACAGUGAGAUACUGUUAAUCCUGAGGACAGUACUGUAAAAAUGAAUAAAAACUAAGAAUGAAAAACAACUACAGGAAAAUACAGUAAGAUACUGUUAAUCCUAAAGACAGUAAAAAUUUGACCAAGACUGAGACACAACUACAGGAAAAUACAGUAAGAUGCUGUUAAUCCUAAAGACAAUUCUGUGAAAAUUUAACCAAAAAUGAGAAACAACUACAGAAAUACAGUAAAAUACUGUUAAUCCUGAAGACAGUAUUGUAAAAAUGAACCAAAAAUGAGACACAACUACACAAAUACAGUAAGAUACUGUACUGUAAAAAUUUUACCAAAACCGAGAAACAACUACAGGAAAAUACAGUAAGAUACUGUUAAUCCUAAAGACAAUUCUGUGAAAAUUUAACCAAAAAUGAGAAACAACUACAGAAAUACAGUAAGAUACUGUUAAUCCUGAAGACAGUAUUGUAAAAAUUAACCAAAAAUGAGACACAACUACAGAAAUACAGUACGAUACUGUUAAUCCUGAAGACAGUACUGUAAAAAUGUAACCGAGAAUGGAAAAACAACUACAGAAAUACAGUAGGAUGCUGUUAAUCCUGAAGACAGUUCUGUGAAAAUUCUACCAAGGACAAGAAACAACUACAGAAAUACAGUAAGAUACUGUUAAUCCUCAUCUUCCUUCAAAUAUAUUAUUAUCAGUGUUUUUAGGAAACUUACACUGACCUGCUGUAGGAUCAGUUAUCACCGCAGUUCAAAAUUACAUAAAUUUUUUUAUUUUUUUAGUUGGAAGAGCAUCACCAAACACAACAUUUAGCUCCAGCAUUUGCUUUAAUUUUCCAGCGUCCCUGAGCCGUUCCCAUAGUUGAGCUGCCAGAUGCAUCUAAUAAUCAUUUAUCAUAAGGCAACUUCUUAAGGAUUUGUCAUAACUUUCAACAUUCUUUCUGUAAACUCUAAAUAGUCCUCGUUGUUUUAUUUUAAGGUUCUAUCAGGCAUCUUGAUAAUGAUCUUCUUCAGAUAGUAUUUCUGUCAGUAAUCCUGUUUUCGUUUAAUCUUAUUGUUCAUGUUUUGUUUCUUCUCCCUCCUGUCCAUCUCUCCUCCACCUCCACCUCUAGACUCCAGCUCCCUCAGCACGGUGGUGUCCGAAGCCUUUGUGCGUUUCUUCGUGGAGAUGGUGGGCCACUACUCCCUCUUCAUGGGCGGAGCAGAGCGAGACGACGAGUCCGUCUCCUCCCCCACUUUGCCCAGCCCCUCGUCUUCGUCGUCCUCCUCUCCUCUCUUAUCUUUUCAGCGUGACGCCUUUCGCAAAGCGGUCACUUCCAAGAGCUUGAGGAGGUUCCUGGAGGUGUUCAUGGAGACACAGAUGUUCACUGGUUUCAUCCAGGAGAGGGAUCUGCGCAGGCAGGGCCUCAGAGGUACUGAGAUUUGAUUUUCUACAUCAGUGAUACAGAGAAAUUCCCAAACUCGGUGAAAAGAAAGAAAGAACUGUUGAAUUUUAUUGUUUAAUCCUUGGUCUAAGAGGCAGUCUCACUCAUAAGGAGAUGAUAAGUCUUUAUUUUAGUGCAAAGGGUCCAGAAAAAUGAGCAACACACUGUGAUUCUGUAUAGACAAGUUAGAUUUAAGAUAACUGAAGUGGUUAUUUUAUUUCCAGGUCUGUUUGAGGUGAGAGCACAAGAGUAUCUGGACUCACUGCCCGGGAGCGAGCAACGAGGAGUCAACAAGUUCCUAAAGGGUCUAGGUGAGAUUUAAUGAAUUUCAUCAAACAUUUCCACCUUCAGAUUUAGGUCAGAGCAUCUUCUCUUCCUCGUUAGUUUACCAAACUUCAACUCCCAAAGUUACAGCCUGUUGUUGACCCCUCAUAUACUCUCCUGUCUGCACAGAUAGGACUCAACUUUACCACCAAAGUACUAUCAGCCAAUUCCACUCCACAUCAGUCCUAAAUAUUUUCAUCUUUGCUAUAUUUUUCAGGAAACAAGAUGAAAUUCCUGUCCAAGAAAUGAUGUUUGGAGUCAGGAGUCAUCAGUGAAAAUGAGUUGUGAAGGACAACAUGGAGUGAAAGAACAUGCACCCUGGAUGUGGAGAACAUAGCGAUGAAGAUGUAUCAGGGGAAAGCACGACCCUCUGGGGGAAACGGACUCAAAGUUUGUGUGAAUCUGAGGGACACAGAGGUUUAGCUCCCAGCUUGAUUCCCCAAGUGUCUUGGAGGGUCGACUCAGCUCGGACCAAAAGACCCUUCAACCCGGUAAAAGAGGAGGUCCUCCGUGUCCUGAUGUUUUCUAAAAAUCCCUGUUAUUUCCCUGUAGUGUGUUACUGUACUGCACAACACAGUGUAAAUGUUUUUAGGAAGAGUGUUCUCCCUUUUCCAGCAUUAACUUCACCUUCAAAUCUGUGCGGAUCCGUAUCGCUGAAGGCCUCAUUUUGUACAAUACUUUCCUACACAUUCCAAGUAUUUUCUAUAGGAGCCUUCAUAAAUACAGUAGAACAACUUCUUUAUAAACAGGAGGCUUUUAAGUUAAUUUAUAUUCUUUUUUUAGGUAAACUUAAUCUUUUUUUUUAUUUCAAAUGAGUGCAAAGAUAUCUCCUGUAGUUUGCAAUAGGACUUAUUUAACAGAGUCUAGUUCAGACUGUUUGUAGACCACUUUGGGUUGUUGUUAGGUAAAUGUACCACUGUUGUAAGUAAAUUGACUUUGAAAUGAAAAAGGCAUGAGCACCAAAAAUUUAAGCUGACGAUAUUGUAAAGACAGGAGGAAAACAAUGUGAAUUCAUCUCUCACUUUGGUUUGAAUAGAGGGUUUGGAUGUUUAGGGAGGACGUGUGUGUUCGGCUCAUCAGUAUCAGAGGGUCUCACAACAGAAACUUGGUUUGCCUUGGACUUGAUUAAGAAUGCAAUGAAAGUUUAUCUCAAUAAAAUGAUUGAAUUUUUGAACUCAAA
This is a messenger RNA of Xyrichtys novacula (pearly razorfish), 43499 nucleotides long. Lineage: Eukaryota; Metazoa; Chordata; Actinopteri; Labriformes; Labridae. The record is from the annotation of a GenBank genome assembly.